Molecule: messenger RNA, 375 nt
Organism: Colletotrichum lupini
Lineage: Eukaryota; Fungi; Ascomycota; Sordariomycetes; Glomerellales; Glomerellaceae
Exons: 1
Coding region: 1-375 (124 amino acids)
Source: RefSeq, a predicted model, not a curated record
AUGAUCUCCAACUGGGAUAUUUUCUGCAUAGUUGUAUGUGACAUGUUAUCCGUGUUCACCCCAUGUUACGAUCCUCCUUCACUUCGGCACUUGCAAGUUUUGGAACUUGGUUCUCCCCCAUCGUCGUUUCUGAAAAAAACGCCCCCCAGUUACGCGGGGGGUUGGGGUUUGGGUGGGAGGAUGGAACUUUGGGGGGUCGGUUUGACAUUUGGCAUGGCGGGGAGUUUUGAUAGGUGCCCGACGGUGACAUUUCCUGGGGGAGACUGGCAACGGCGAGGCAGACAAAACAAAGCCACCCGGAGGAAAGAUCCGAGCUCUUCACAAAGGGGAACCAAGAAUCCGGGGAUCAUCAAUGCUCCCCAAUCAGAGCAGUAG